Molecule: messenger RNA, 1296 nt
Organism: Aspergillus tanneri
Lineage: Eukaryota; Fungi; Ascomycota; Eurotiomycetes; Eurotiales; Aspergillaceae
Product: indoleamine 2,3-dioxygenase
Exons: 3
Coding region: 1-1296 (431 amino acids)
Biological process (GO): 'de novo' NAD+ biosynthetic process from L-tryptophan
Cellular component (GO): cytoplasm
Molecular function (GO): metal ion binding; heme binding; indoleamine 2,3-dioxygenase activity
Source: RefSeq, a predicted model, not a curated record
AUGCUCCAUUCACCUAACGUCACCCUCGACAAAUAUUCCGUUUCACUACGAACUGGAUUUCUUCCCAGUGUUCCUCCUUUACAAAAACUAGAGAACGCUUACUACUGGCCCUGGGAAGACAUCGUCUGGGACUUACCAAGUCAUAUUCAAUGCAGAACAAUCAGACAGGCUGUGGAAGAACUGCCUAUUCUCUCGACCUCAAAAUUGCAUGAAGAGCCAGAAUGGAGGCGAGCUUACCUACUACUUGCUUAUCUGAUGCACGCCUAUAUCUGGGGAGGGGAACGGCCUAAAGACGUAUUACCACCUUCUAUUUCAUGUCCAUUCUUAGAAGUAUCCAAUCAUCUGGAACUCCCACCAUGUGCCACCUAUGCUGCCCUGAAUCUUUGGAACUUCGCGGUCUCAGACCAUACUGCUGAUAUGACCGACCCGGAAAAUCUAUACGUGACAGCUUCAUUUACUGGGACUAAGGACGAAGAAUGGUUUCUUAUGGUCUCGGUAGCAAUUGAAGCCAAAGGUGCACAGCUGAUUCCAUUGAUGCUUGAGGCCUUCCAUGCUGCCAGCGUUGAUGACGCACAACGCGUAUGUGAUCUUCUCAACCAGUUAAAUAAAGGUCUUCAAGAGCUUCGUCAAUUAUUUGAACGUAUGUACGAAAACUGUCGUCCCGCGGUGUUCUUCCAUCAACUCCGGCCAAUCCUAGCGGGCAGCAAAAACAUGGCUUCAGCAGGACUGCCAAAUGGUGUCUUCUACGAUGAAGGGCACGGAAAGGGUAAGUGGCAUCAAUACAGCGGAGGAAGCAACGCCCAGAGCUCUUUAAUUCAAACUUUUGAUAUAUUUCUGGGUGUGGAGCACUCAGCUACGGGAGAAAUGAAGUCGAACGGUGCCACCAAACCGCCGGCUAAGACUGCGUUCAUGCUGGAAAUGCGUAAUUAUAUGCCAGGCCCCCACCGUCGCUUCCUAGAAAUGAUGUCUCGAGCAUCCAAUAUCCGUGCGUACGCAAUGAGCCACAAAGCAGACUCUCCAGUUCGUGAUGCAUACAACGCAGCAGUGAUGUCACUGGGCCUAUUCCGAGACUCUCAUAUUAAGAUGGUAACACGGUAUAUCAUUAUGGCAGCAAAGAUGAAGCCGACGAAUACCAUGCCUUCGCAGGUUAAUCUCGCUACAUCUACAACAACCCGAAUGGAAGGUUUAAAUGAAAAGGUCUCAGGAGGACUUCAUGGAACGGGAGGAACCGAUCUGAUACCAUUUCUUAAAAAGACUCGAGACACAACUAAAGCUGCUGCGCUGUAUACGGAUUAA